Molecule: messenger RNA, 2294 nt
Organism: Raphanus sativus (radish)
Lineage: Eukaryota; Viridiplantae; Streptophyta; Magnoliopsida; Brassicales; Brassicaceae
Product: probable inactive leucine-rich repeat receptor-like protein kinase At1g66830
Exons: 2
Coding region: 97-2205 (702 amino acids)
Biological process (GO): protein phosphorylation
Molecular function (GO): protein kinase activity; ATP binding; protein binding
Source: RefSeq, a predicted model, not a curated record
UGUUGACUUGGAAAAACUAGGCCAGUCCAGCGUACAGCAACUCUAUAUACUUUAUGAGCCAAACUUUACUCAAUUCAGAAUCCUUUCUCUGUAGAGAUGGCUCAAUUAUUUCUCAUUCUCUGCUUCUUCCUAACCCUUUUCAUUUCCAUGGCUACUUCUCUUAACGAUCAAGGUCUUGCUCUUCUCUCCUUUCAGCAAGCCUUGCAAAAACCAAAAGAUGACUCUGUCUUUACCAGUUGGAACUCCUCAGAUUCAAACCCUUGUUCUUGGCAAGGCAUUACAUGUAAUAAAGAUCUGAGAGUCAUCUCAAUUCGUCUUCCUAGCAAAAACCUUUCGGGUUCUCUUCAUCCUUCCAUAGGAACCCUCUUGUCCCUUCGACACAUUAACCUCAGAGACAAUGAGUUUCAAGGAAACUUACCAGUGGAGCUCUUUGCACCAGAAGGGCUUCAAAGCUUGGUGAUCUCUGGAAAUUCGUUUUCGGGGUUUGUUCCGGAGGAGAUAGGGAGGUUGAAGAGUCUGAUCACUUUGGAUCUUUCAAAGAACUCUUUCAACGGUUCGAUACCUUUGUCACUUGUUCAAUGCAAGAAGCUGAAAACACUUGUUCUUAGCGACAACGACUUCUCAGGAGAUCUUCCAACCGGGUUCGGUUCUAGUUUGGUCCAUCUUCGGAGUCUGGAUCUUUCCUUCAAUCGGUUGAGUGGAACAAUUCCCGAAGAUAUAGGAAGCUUGAAGAAUCUGAAAGGGACUCUUGAUCUUUCUCACAACUCCUUGUCAGGUAUGAUUCCAACAAGCCUUGGAGAUCUCCCGGAGGUUCUUUAUGUCGAUCUUUCUUACAAUAAUCUCAGUGGUCCGAUACCACAAUCAAACGUCCUGCUGAACGCCGGUCCAAAUGCUUUCCAAGGGAACCCUUCGCUCUGUGGAAUACCCACAAAGGUUUCUUGCGCAACAAGGAACGCACAAACAAUUCCUUCUCAGCUCUAUUCAAGAAAAGCCAACCAUCAUUCUAGGUUUUGCACCAUCCUUACAGCCACCGGAUGCACAGUCGCUGGAAUAGUCUUUCUUGCUUCAUUAUUCAUCUACCAUCUCCGAAGAGCAUCCGCCGCUCGUGCAGACAAAGAUCAAAACAACCGAACAAGUCAUUCGGAGAAGAAGACAAUGCAAGAGUUUCUCUGUUUCAAGACGGGAAACUCGAAAUCCGAAGCGCUAGAUGAAAACAAAACUCAACAGGUUUUCAUGCCAAUGGACCCGGAGAUUCAGUUUGACCUAGACCAGCUUCUCAAAGCAUCGGCAUUUCUGCUAGGAAAGAGCAGGAUCGGGAUUGUCUACAAAGUUGUUCUUGAAAACGGGUUGAUGUUAGCCGUUAGAAGACUGGAAGAUAAAGGUUGGUUAAGGCUCAAAGAGUUUCUUGCUGAUGUCGAAGCAAUGGCGAAAAUCAAGCACCCUAAUGUCUUGAAUCUACAAGCUUGUUGCUGGUCUCCUGAAGAGAAGCUCCUAAUUUAUGAUUACAUACCAAAUGGUGACCUUGGUUCUGCUAUUCAAGGUAGACCAGGUAGCUUGUCAUGCAAGCAACUUUCUUGGCCGGUUCGGUUAAGAAUACUGAGAGGAAUCGCGAAAGGAUUGACAUACAUUCACGAGUUCAGUCCCAAGAGAUACGUCCAUGGACAUAUAAACUCCAGCAACAUACUUUUUGGGCCGAAUCUUGAACCGAAAAUUUCAGGUUUUGGUUUGGGGCGUAUUGUCGACAUGCCUUCUUCAGGCACUAGAUCGGAUCAGAUCUCUCCGAUGGAGUCACGCUCACCAAGCGUGUCAAGAGAAGCAUAUUACCAAGCUCCUGAAGCUUCCAAGAUGACUAAACCGUCUCAGAAAUGGGACGUGUAUUCUUUCGGUUUAGUGGUACUCGAAAUGGUAACCGGGAAAUCUCCGGUUAUGCAGAUGAAUAGUUCAGAGACCGAUUUGGUUAUGUGGGUUGAAUCAGCUGCUGAGAGAAAUAAACCGGUUUGGUAUGUGCUUGACCCAGUUUUAACUAGAAAGAGAGAUAUGGAAGACAGUAUGGUUCAAGUGGUCAAGAUCGGUUUAGCUUGUGUACAGAAGAGCCCAGAUAAAAGACCAAUCAUGAGAAAUGUCUAUGCCAGCUUCGAAAAACUGGCAUCUUCAAUUAAAAAAAAAAAAGUUUUUUUUUUCUUUUUGUUUUAUUCAACAAAAUAACUUAAGUUAUCAUAUGAUAUAUUUUGAUGUAACCACUAUGUUAUGUGUAUUUUUCAUAAUACCACAAAACUCCUAUGCCUUCUAAACCA